CUAUGCAAGGCCGACGACAUGGGUUCUGCUUUGAUGGUGGGCAGAGGGUGAGGAGGUGGACCAGCGUGCUUCAGGUUGGCGUGUGCUGUGGUGCGGUUUGGGCCGAAGUGGCAGGAGGGCGCGGCGGCAUAGAUCAGGGCGGCAUGGAUGGAGCUGCUGGGCUUGUGUGUACGACAUGUCGUCUGGGAGGAUGGGCUGAGAUCAGGCGGGCUUGAUGGGCUCUGGAGUUGGACUACUCUUUGGAGGCUCUUGGGCUGACUAUUUUGGGCUAGGGUUCAAAUCAUGGAUUCAAUAAAUUAUACAAACUUCUGUGCUUCAGAACAAAAGUGGUACCUGUGAGUCCCUUGGACGCAGUAUCCCAAGAGACGAACCAAAUUUUUGUGGCGCACAUGGCCUAUUGCUUCAACUUCCACUCUAAAUUCUGUCUGCUGCCCAAAUCCCACUAAAAACUCUUUUUUUUUUCCCACUACAGAAACCAACCAAGCAUCAAACCACAAAAUCCAAAAGAAACAGAGCAACUCGAGCAAAGAAGCAGAACCAAACCGUGAGAGUGGUGCGAUACAUACAAAAGAGUAGCUAGGGGCAUAACCGUCAAAGACCAGUGGAAGCACAUAUACCACCCGUUCUGUUUUAGUGUAGAAAGAAUUCUUCAACUGCUAGACGUCUCCAACGGUUGGUUCAGUUGUUUCCCAAAGCAAAUGGCGUCAUCUCUUCUUAUGAAACCAACAGUCAGCAGUAAUAGAGAUGAGGUGUAUGUUGCAGCAGUGCCUCUAAGAGCCGCAAAAGGACCUGCCCAGCUCCUCACCUCUACUGCUUACUCUCUCAAUCUUUGGGAUUUGCAGCACUUCAUGGUCAUCAUUAAGCCCUCCUCACCACCACCACAUUCUCAGGCUUUGGUUUUUGAUUUUCAACCUAAAGAUCCUGAAAACAUAUAUGCAGCACUUGCAGUUCUAUCUGGUAAAGCAAUACCAGGAGUUAUUCUAACCAGGAAGUUAUCGAAGCUUCCAAGAACCAAAUGCUGGUUUGUUGGAUCUUCCAAAGCAGGUGCCAUCGAUAAAGCUAGUGAAUUUAACAAAGUCUGGAAAACUCAUCUAAGGGUUGGCCAUCAUGAUUGUCGAAACUAUACCAAUGGCCUGGUCGAGUACUUAACAGGCGAAAAGUAUGUCUUGGAUCGCUUGAGAAGUACUGAUACUCAGAAGUAACCCCUGACCAGUGAGGCUAUUUAACCACAAGCAAUUUUCUAUGUUAUGAACUUAUGAAUAUGUACUUUGGCACUUUGUUUUGUCCAAGUCCGGGGACGAGUCUGCACAUCCAUGUCUAGCAAAUUAGAUGUCAUGAAAGUAUAUUAUACUCUUUUAUAAACGAUGUAUAUAUUAAUCCAUUAUAUUUGGUUGA
Molecule: messenger RNA, 1395 nt
Organism: Rosa rugosa (rugosa rose)
Lineage: Eukaryota; Viridiplantae; Streptophyta; Magnoliopsida; Rosales; Rosaceae
Exons: 4
Coding region: 699-1202 (167 amino acids)
Source: RefSeq, a predicted model, not a curated record